AUAGGAUUAAACUUCUCACUUCAGUUGAGUAGAAAUGUUGUAUUGGUUUGCAAGUUAACUGCUAAAGGGAAUCCAUACAUUGUUUGUGUAUUGAAAACUAAGAAAAGGGCAAUAAUUGAACAUGGAGUCCUUGGAUAUACUGGAGAACCUUGCCUCAAGUCUUGAGACCAUGGCAUUGAAUGGUUUUCAGGCUACUACGGUUGACAAUGGACAGAAGGACAGCUCACCUGCAGAGAUGCUAAGGAUGAAAGAACAGAUGUCAAAUCAAUGUUUUGAGAUGGCAGUGAAGCUCCAAGCAGGAAAAAGCAAAAGAUCUUCUUGCAGUGCAUCUGAUGCUGAGAAAGACUUGCUGGAUUAUGCAAAUACUUUGGAGGAAGCAAAAAUCAUUCAUUUUAACAAGACAUUGGCCUUACACAGGAUGCAGGUGUGGCAUGCCAUCUCUGAGAAGCUGAAACAGAGUGAUCCAGAGGCUGUAGCAAUGAGGGGACUGACCGGUUGUAGCCUAGACCUUUGUUCAAAGAUAAAGACACUUCAGCAGGAAUCAUGUGAGCUGCAGAACCAAAUCACAGAUGUUAAAAAGCAGAGGCUAGAUCUAAAGCGUCUCACUCAUGAGAAGAUGAAGGAGAUGGAUGAACUGAAGAGGAAGAGGGAGCACCCAGAGGCAGAGAAGUACAGAAAUGUCCUGCAGAAAGGCCAGUCUCAUCUGGAGAAGUACCAGAAGAUGGCCACCAUCACACAGAAUGUCCUGCGGGGGAUCAUCAUUGCCAGUAAAGUGAACUGGAGAGACGACCCCAAAUUGAGAGACAUCUCCAUGACGCUGGAGGACAUUCCCAUCUGAGGAAUGAGCUUUCCGCAUGGAAGGGAAACAUUUCUGUGACAUUGUAUAAUAUGUUCAGUUAUCAAGGGAGAGGGGGGAGAGGGAUAACAUUAACUGAUGUUAAGAGCACUUGGUAAAGUGCAUAAUACACUGCAUCAGAGAUGGACAUAUUUUUGUAAUAAACCAUUAGUUGUUUUUACAAUAAAAAGCAUAUUUGUAUUGACCAUGUGUUUUUAUGAAUAAAACUGCUGUUCACCAGU
Messenger RNA from Oncorhynchus kisutch (coho salmon), 1077 nucleotides. It is a transcript of the gene cenph, whose product is annotated as centromere protein H. Gene Ontology annotation, cellular component: kinetochore; nucleus. The record is from RefSeq and is a predicted model, not a curated record. Bases 122 to 838 code for a protein of 238 amino acids. Lineage: Eukaryota; Metazoa; Chordata; Actinopteri; Salmoniformes; Salmonidae. Gene Ontology annotation, biological process: kinetochore assembly; chromosome segregation; mitotic spindle organization. Gene Ontology annotation, molecular function: kinetochore binding. The transcript is spliced from 10 exons.